This is a messenger RNA of Paramecium primaurelia, 3585 nucleotides long. Lineage: Eukaryota; Ciliophora; Oligohymenophorea; Peniculida; Parameciidae. The record is from the annotation of a GenBank genome assembly.
AUGAGUAAAUAACAACAGAAAGAGUCAAUACGUAUUCAUUAAAUAAGCAAUUUUAAAAAUAAAAAGGAAAUGAUGGAUUAUGCAAAUGCUGAAUCUCAAAAGUUACAAGUAGAAUAAUUUUAUCAUAUAGUCAAAUAAAAAAGAAUUAACAAAAGUCAUUGGUAGAUCUUAAGGAGGCUAACAUCGAUUAUAAACUAAUAUAAAUCAGACAAAAAUUUAAGAAAAUAAAAAUUAUUAAAAAAAGAAUGUUGAAGAUUCUCAAAAUAAAUUGUAGAAUUAUACUUCAGUUUUUAUAGAUUCAUUCAAAUCUAUGAUUCUACAAAAAUAUCAAAUAAAAUAUUUGGAUUCAAUUAAUUUAUCUUCACCUAGAGUUCAAAAGUCUCAUGUAAGUUAAGAAUUUUCAAUAUAAAAAAUGUACUAUUAAUUAUAAUACUAUUAGAAGCCAAAAUAAUAUAAUUCAAAGUGAUAGAUAAUUUAGGAAAAUAGUAGUAAAAAAAUAAACAUAAUAUAAAGAAUAAUAAUAAUUAGAGUUAUUGUAAUAAUAAAAAAAUUAAGAAAAAGAAUAAAUUUAAAAGCAGAUUGAAAAUGAAAGUAUGAUCUUCAAUUCAUAAAACUAAGAAUUACAAUUAAAAAAUAUAAAAAUGAUAGAAUAUUAAAGAAUACUUAGAGAAACAAUUGAAUAGUUGAAUUAAUAAAUAUAAGAAUAAAAUCCAGAUUUCAAUAUCAAACUAAAAAAUGAAUUUCUUUAAAAAAAAAUUAAUACUUUGAAUAACAAGAUAGAUAGAAUUCAAUAUAAUAUUGUAUAAGUUGAUGAUAAUUUCGAAACAUAUGUUAAAAAUCUGAACAAUAAAUUAAUAAAUUUAGAACAAUAGCUCAAUGAAAAUAAGCAAUGUAUAUUAUAACAAACUAAUGAUUAAUCAAAAAAAGUAAUUAGCAGACAACAUAAUUUAGAAAAAUUUAAAUAAUAAAAUGGAAAAUAAUAGCCAAAUUCUUAACUUGAAGAAUUAACGUAAACUUAUAAGUAAGAGAAGUAAAAACUUGAUUAAGAAUAUACAAAUAGUGAGAAAUUUUAUCAAGAUCAAAAAAAGAAUUUCUUAAAUGAAUAGGAUUAAAUGAAAAGACUAAUUAGAGAUUUUGAAUAAGAAAUUUAUAAAAAUAAAAUACUUGAAUAAAAUCUUACAAGUAAACUAAAUUUACUAAAUAUUUACUCUCAAUAAUUGUUAGAAUGCGAAAAGAAAUAAUUUAAUACGGAAGAGUAAAUUCGAUAGAUCUAAUAAGAAUAUCAAAAUAUAAUUCUAUAACAUCAAAAUCAAAUAACUAUUUCUGAGAAAUAAUUAAUUGAAAUAAAAGAAUAAAUAAAAAAUCUACCUUAUUUAGAAAAAGUCAAUUCCUAAUCUGCUAAAACUGAAUUACUAGUGACAAUUCAUAAUUUAGAUCAAAAUUCUAUAAAAAUAUAUGAACUCAUUGAGCUGUAUAAAAAUAAUAGUCUUGAAAAAGAUCUAUAAACGUGUGAUGAAAUUAUCAAUAUAAAUUAUGAAGAUGAAACCAUACUGAGAUUAGAAUUGUUUAAAAUAACCUUUUACAAAACUUCGAAAAUCAGAAAUUUGCUUUAUUAAACAAAAUGGAUAACUUAAGAAUCACUUAAAUCUUUAGAUUAGCUUAAUAAUAAUAGUUAAGUAUUUAUUGAAGAAAAUUAACAAAAUUCUUUUUAUUUAACAAGCGAUUUGAUUAAUGGUUUCGCUGAAUACUUAUAGAUGAAAGAUGAAGCAUAUUAUUUUAAAUUGAAAAGUAAUUUAAGAUUAUUCUAUCCAAGACUAUGUAUUUUACCUAGUUGUUUUUUAGAAGAAUUUAGAUAAUACUUUAAAUAAAAUAAGAAUCUUUGUAUAAAAUUAAUUAUAGAUUAUUUUGAAGAUUUUCAAGCAAUUUAAUAUCAAUUUUAAAUUAUUUAUUAAAAAAUUGCAUUUAUAAUUAAAGAAGGCUCACUUUAUUAUGUAAUCACAGUAGAUUUAAAAAAUCUAUUAGUUAUANUAAGUUGAUGAUAAUUUCGAAACAUAUGUUAAAAAUCUGAACAAUAAAUUAAUAAAUUUAGAACAAUAGCUCAAUGAAAAUAAGCAAUGUAUAUUAUAACAAACUAAUGAUUAAUCAAAAAAAGUAAUUAGCAGACAACAUAAUUUAGAAAAAUUUAAAUAAUAAAAUGGAAAAUAAUAGCCAAAUUCUUAACUUGAAGAAUUAACGUAAACUUAUAAGUAAGAGAAGUAAAAACUUGAUUAAGAAUAUACAAAUAGUGAGAAAUUUUAUCAAGAUCAAAAAAAGAAUUUCUUAAAUGAAUAGGAUUAAAUGAAAAGACUAAUUAGAGAUUUUGAAUAAGAAAUUUAUAAAAAUAAAAUACUUGAAUAAAAUCUUACAAGUAAACUAAAUUUACUAAAUAUUUACUCUCAAUAAUUGUUAGAAUGCGAAAAGAAAUAAUUUAAUACGGAAGAGUAAAUUCGAUAGAUCUAAUAAGAAUAUCAAAAUAUAAUUCUAUAACAUCAAAAUCAAAUAACUAUUUCUGAGAAAUAAUUAAUUGAAAUAAAAGAAUAAAUAAAAAAUCUACCUUAUUUAGAAAAAGUCAAUUCCUAAUCUGCUAAAACUGAAUUACUAGUGACAAUUCAUAAUUUAGAUCAAAAUUCUAUAAAAAUAUAUGAACUCAUUGAGCUGUAUAAAAAUAAUAGUCUUGAAAAAGAUCUAUAAACGUGUGAUGAAAUUAUCAAUAUAAAUUAUGAAGAUGAAACCAUACUGAGAUUAGAAUUGUUUAAAAUAACCUUUUACAAAACUUCGAAAAUCAGAAAUUUGCUUUAUUAAACAAAAUGGAUAACUUAAGAAUCACUUAAAUCUUUAGAUUAGCUUAAUAAUAAUAGUUAAGUAUUUAUUGAAGAAAAUUAACAAAAUUCUUUUUAUUUAACAAGCGAUUUGAUUAAUGGUUUCGCUGAAUACUUAUAGAUGAAAGAUGAAGCAUAUUAUUUUAAAUUGAAAAGUAAUUUAAGAUUAUUCUAUCCAAGACUAUGUAUUUUACCUAGUUGUUUUUUAGAAGAAUUUAGAUAAUACUUUAAAUAAAAUAAGAAUCUUUGUAUAAAAUUAAUUAUAGAUUAUUUUGAAGAUUUUCAAGCAAUUUAAUAUCAAUUUUAAAUUAUUUAUUAAAAAAUUGCAUUUAUAAUUAAAGAAGGCUCACUUUAUUAUGUAAUCACAGUAGAUUUAAAAAAUCUAUUAGUUAUAAUUUAUAAUUCUAUUCCUAAACCAUCAUAAUAAUAUUAUGAGCUUCAGCUUUGCUUGAAUUUUUUAUUUAGUAAACUUCUUAAAGAAAAUAUAUAGUUUUAAUUACAUGUGAGUCCUACAUUUCCAAUUUAAUCAGAUCAAUAUGAUGAAAAUCUAACAGGUUAUUAUGCUUGCAUUGCUCUUUAAUAUUUUAGUAAGAAUUAAAUAAAUAAAAAUUAUUUGGAAAUUAAAGAUAUCACAUAGUAGAUUGGAUAAAUUAACCUUAAAAAAAAUAUAUAAUCUAGAAUCUUAUAGAGAGAAUAAUUAGAAAGAAUAUUGGAUAUUAAAAAUUGA